Molecule: messenger RNA, 1148 nt
Organism: Polistes dominula (European paper wasp)
Lineage: Eukaryota; Metazoa; Arthropoda; Insecta; Hymenoptera; Vespidae
Product: high affinity copper uptake protein 1
Biological process (GO): copper ion transmembrane transport
Cellular component (GO): membrane
Molecular function (GO): copper ion transmembrane transporter activity
Source: RefSeq, a predicted model, not a curated record
UAUUAGAAUAAAAUGAAAAGAUUUAUUUUUCUAAUUUAUUUGUUGAUAUUUAAAGAUGUUCGUAUUAUAACGAACAACUGUCUGUUUCCAUAGAAGUCCCGACACAUCCGAAGACGAUGAUACAAUUAGGUGAAUUCGCGGUAACUUUGACGUACACUUUAAACGUAACCUUAAUCACAGUGGUCACCGUCACAAAUUUCGUUUCAUCAGUGUCACAGUAAUCUUACACUUACGUGUUCUUAAACAGAGUCAUUUCGAGAUCGUUUUUUUUUUUGUGUAAGUGCAUUACGCAACUUGAUAAAAUCUUUCUACGUAUGAUCAAAAUCAAGGACAUUAGACAUCAUUUUUACUUUAAAUAGCGCGCUUCGAAUAUCAUUAAGUUAAUACAAAGUUUCUCGUUGUCGUAAAUAGUGUCGUUAUGUAAUCGCAUAGUGUACGUUAUAUAAUAAAAAAGAAACAAAAGAAUCAUGUCAAAUCUUUUCGUCGCAUAAGUAUACGUUAUCUUUCUUUUCGAUAAGUCAUAUUUGUUUUAGUAGAGUUUACCUUAAAGGAAUCUUAGACUGCUAUAUCAUACAUUAAAAUGGACUCGAUGUCAUUUCAUGGUGGUGUUUCUUCGACGAUCCUUUUUGAAGGAUGGCGAACUACCGAUUGGAUUGGCAUGGGUUGGUCUAUGGUGGGAAUUGUUUUAUUAACUAUGAUUUACGAAGGAAUUAAAAGUUAUCGCGAUCAUCUUUUUACUUCUACAGCUUUAGAAAGUAAAAAAAUAAAGAGAACGAGAAGGCAAAUGAUGUUUUCCGCGAUACAUUUAACUCAAGUGAUAUUACACGUUAUCCAAAUGAUAAUAGGAUAUUUCUUAAUGUUAAUAUUUAUGACUUAUAACGUUUGGUUGUGCAUUGCUAUGGUAAUUGGAACAGGACUCGGUUAUUGGCUUUUCUCUUGGCAAAAAUUAGACAGUGAAAAUUUAGAUUGUUGCUCGUAAUGAAAAAAUAGUUUUAUAAUUGCCAAGAUCAUUUUAUAAUUAUAUAUAUAUAUUAUUUCUAAUUAAUAAUUUGUUUUUUUUUUAAUAAUAAAUCUUAAUGUUGUAACAUUAUGAAUAGAACCUUUAAUGAAAGUAAUGAUAACAACAUAAUAAUAAUAAUAAUAAUAAU